UCAUUUUAAUUUUAAAACAUCAAACUUGACCGGUCUGAACCCUUUUUGUGGUUGCCCAUCAGGCGUAACUUUCCUCUUCUCGCUAGAGCAGCUUUAAAUAGAAUUUAAAGCACAGGCACGCACUUGCUCAGGAAUGAUUCUCCGUUGUCGUGUUCAUCACUAGUCUUCGCUAUCAUGCCUACGUUGCUGCAGAACAUUUUUCUUCUUUGCUUGUGUGUAUGCAGCUGGCGCAUUGGUCACACGGCCAAACGUGGCAACAUACAAUCUAGUGAGGUGGAGUUAGCUUAUUCCUUGUCUGACGGUCUCCUGCGAUAUGCCAAGGCCCACCGAGGCAGGGCUCUUCCAGACCGAAUAGAUCUUGUCUUUGUCCUUGAUGACUCACAUGCGAUCGGCCAGCGGAACUUUCAGUCUGCGCUCGAGCUGACCAAGCGCAUUGUUCAAGAGUUCAGUGUUUCGCCAUCUACGACAAGGGUCGCACUUGCGCUGUGUGGCGCUCUACCCAGGCUGCACUUCGGCCUUGAUGAUCACGUGAAUAGAGAAGGCACUCUCGAAAGCCUAUGUCGUGCCAGGUUUCGUGGUGGUCCUCGUUGUUAUCUGGGUUCUACACUUGAUAUGGUCCAAGAGUCUCUUGCGAGUUCCAGUACAUCAUUUGACACCAAGAGGCUUGUCGUUCUUGUGACAAAAAGCGCGCCGUAUGACAGCUUUCGAGCUAUCCAUAGUGCUAAAAGACUCAAGCUUGGCGGAAUCAAGCUCUUCCGAGUAGGUGUUGACGCCGACUUACGGGGCGCUGGAUUCGACCGCGUCGCAAGCUGGCCGUUAGCAAAGCAUUCGUUUAGGAUACCAUCUGAACGCUUGGGAUCUGUGGCCGCUUUGCUAGAGUCAAGAGGAUAUCGUGUGAAAUGUUCUGGAAAUAAAACCGUCUAUGAUGAGUGCAUGCGCAGGUGCCAGUGCUCCGCUGGACAAUUGGUAAAGUGUACCCGAAUCCGAAAAGAUUUCCCGUCAAUGUCCCUUGAAGAACGUAGACGAUUUAUCUCAGCACUUAUAAGAGUCUCCACCGAUCAAGCCUUUAUCAAAACCUACGAUAAGCUCACUCACUUGCACCCCAAGUUUUUUGAUAUGGUUCACAACAAAAAGAACUUUUUCCCUUGGCAUCGCUGGUUCAUCCUGAACUUCGAGAAUUUUAUUAGAAAAAUAGAUUGUCGAGUUACCGUUCCGUACUGGGACUGGAGCCAAGCGGUCAGUGGCAACCGUAUAUUCCGUCGUUCUCACAUCCGGGAUGUUUGGUAUCCGGGAAAUCACGGUCUUGGAAGCAAUGGAGUCGGAAAAUUCAAAUAUGUGAUUGACGGCCCCUUCAGAAAAGGAAAAUGGCCUAUUCCAAAACGUGCCAUUAAAGAGGCUGGAAUAUGGUUGUCAAGAGACUUCAAUCCUUGCAAUUCGAUGUAUCUCCCCAAAGCUAGUCAUGUUUAUGGAAAAAUGCUGCAUUAUCCUUUCAAGAAUUUCUUCAAGUUUGAAGAUGAAGUGAGAGCUAUCCACGACGAAUUCCAUAACGCGGUGGGCGGGACCAUGAUGUUGGCAUGCUCCUCCAAUGCACCCGAGUUCUGGUUCCACCAUGGCUUCCUGGAUAAACUAUGGAGUGACUGGCAGAACCGUGGAGCAAAGUUUAAAUUCCAGUAUUACCAUACCAUCAAGACAAAAAUGCCAGGAGCUAAUGUGCGUGGGGUGUUGCUUGUUGACCUGUUGAGGCAACCAGGUCGUGUCAGGGUGGCCCUAGAACAACCAAAACACGACAAGGAGAUUUUCAAACCUGAAGAGUUUGACAAGAAAAUAACAGAUCCGACAAUCAUUAAAAAUUGUGAAGGUAACUACGAUGACCACUCCGAACAGGGAAGCUACAACGAUGACAUAAUGGGCAAAAUGGAAUAUAAGCGGAAAGAGAAGAAUGAUGAUGAUGAUGGUGGUGAUGUUGAUAAUGAUGAUAAUUAUGAUUAUGAUGGUGAUGGUGAUGAUGAAGAUAAUGAUGAUUAUGGCUAUGAAGCAGAGCAUUUAUCAUCUUAAAUGUAUAAAGAUCAAAACUGGAAAAGGAUAAAAAAGUAAAAAAUAACACUGUUAGAAAACUUAUGUGAAUCUUCAAACGUAAAUAUUUUUAUUAAAAUCAAUAAUAAUGGCCAUAAAUCAUAGUGCUCAGUUUAUUAUUGUAAAUGUAUAAAGAUCGAAACUGGAAAAGGAAAAAAGGGAAGUGAUCUAAAAAUAUGUAAUAUUUCAAACGUAAAUAGUUUUAUCACAAUCAAUAAAGACAAUAAGUAAUAAGCAA
Nematostella vectensis (starlet sea anemone) is the source of this 2311-nucleotide messenger RNA. RefSeq lists its product as uncharacterized. NCBI's taxonomy places the organism in Eukaryota, Metazoa, Cnidaria, Anthozoa, Actiniaria, Edwardsiidae. Gene Ontology annotation, molecular function: oxidoreductase activity. The coding region runs from base 175 to 2055 and encodes 626 amino acids. The transcript has 5 exons. The record is from RefSeq and is a predicted model, not a curated record.